UGACUGUACAGUGAGAAUUCAAGCAUGUCCCUUGGAGAAUUGGGGAUGAUAACCUAGUGAGCUGUACCCAUUUCUGUCGUGACGUUGCUUAGCACAGUGGAGAGUUAGAAACAAGCAAGACCAAUUCUCUCAUAACCACCCCCCCCAUUUACCUUCUCUUCCAGGUGUAUCCCUGAAGCCCACUAUUAGUUUCCAAGGCCUGGGAACAUGAACACACGUUCAGUGUUGGUGUCAUUUGAAGAUGUGUUUGUGGACUUCACCCAAGAGGAAUGGCAGAACAUGGACAAAGCUCAGAGGACCCUGUACAGGGAUGUGAUGCUUGAGACCUAUACCAAUCUGGUGUCCUUGGGGUACUACAUGACCAAGCCUGAUGUGAUCUUCAAGUUGGAGCAAGGAGCAAUGCCAUGGACAGUGGAAAAAACUGUCAGCCAACAACUUUCAGCUUCCCACAGAAAGGAUGAACUGCUUGGAACUUAUCAGGAAAGUCAAGAAGCAAACUUCAGGCAACCUGAUGAGAUGUCAUUUGUGAAAAAGCAGGAUGUGACUAAUGCACCAGGGAGCAAACUUCAAUGCAGGAAAAAUCUCAGUCACAAUGACAAGAUGUACACUGGUCAGAAGUCUUUUGAACAUAGUGGGAAUGAGAAAACCUCUGGCAGGAAGAUUUUUUUUACAUUUAAGAAGUUUUAUAUCAGAGACAACUAUAAUAAACCAUCUGUCCUUGUGGAUGAAAAUAUUCAGCUUGAAAAGAAAUCUUUUCAAGAAAAUCCUUGUGUUGGCAAGCAUCAGCAGACACAGUCAGGAGAGAAACUCCUUGAACAUCUCAAGAGUGAGAAAUGUCUUAUUUACAAAACAGAUCUUACAAUAAAUGCAGCAAAAAGUCACCAUACAUGUGGCUACUGUAAAAAGCCUUUCAGCUGUGAAUCUUGCCUUACCACAAGACACAGAGCUAACAUAGUAGAAAACCUAGGUGUGUGCAGUGAAUGUAGAUUCACUUGGCAGAAUCCAGACCUCACUGGAAAUCAGAUAAUUCACUCUGGAGAGAAAGCACGUGAGUGUAAUGAGCAUGGGAAUAUCUUUUGUAGGAAGUCAAUUCUCCAUUCAUAUCAGAAAAAUCACCAAGGGAAAAAGUCUUAUGAAUGUAGUGAGUGUGAAAAAACUUUUUCCAGAAAAUCUUACCUCAUAACGCAUCAGAGAAUUCAUUCCAGGGAGAAGCCCUAUGAAUGUAACGAAUGUGGAAAAGGUUUUUGCCAGAAGUCAGCUCUCAUUAGACAUCAGAGAAUCCACACAGGAGAGAAGCCUUAUGAAUGUAGUGAGUGCAGAAAAGCUUUUUGCCAGAAGUCAGCUCUCAUUACACAUCAGAGAAUUCACACAGGGGAGAAACCUUAUGCAUGUAGUCAGUGUGGGAAAGUCUUCUGUGACAAAUCUGAUCUCAUUAGACACCAGAAAAUUCACACAGUAUUGAAACCUUAUGAAUGUAAUAAGUGUGGAAAAGCCUUUAGCCAGCAGACAUCUCUCAUUAUACAUCAGAGAAUUCACACAGGAGAGAAACCUUAUGAAUGUAGCGAGUGCGAUAAAACCUUUUGCCAGAAAUCGUCUCUCAUUACACAUCAGAUAAUUCACACAGGGGAGAAGCCUUAUGAAUGCAAAGAGUGUGGAAAAGUCUUUUGUUAUAAGUCAGCUGUAAUUAGACAUCAGAGAAUUCACACAGGGUUGAAACCUUAUGCAUGCAGUGAGUGUGGAAAAGCAUUUUAUCAGAAGUCAUCUCUUAUUAAGCAUCAAAGAAUCCACACAGGAGAGAAACCUUAUGAAUGUAGUGAGUGCAAUAGAGCCUUUUGCCAGAAAUCUUCUCUCAUUGCGCAUCAGAUACUUCAUACAGGAGAGAAGCCUUAUGAAUGUAAAGAUUGUGGAAAAGUCUUUUGUGAAAAAUCAGCUCUCAUUAAACAUCAGAUAAUUCACACAGGGUUGAAACCUUAUGCAUGUAGUCAGUGUGGAAAGGCCUUUUACUGGAGAUCAGCUCUCAUUAGACAUCAGAGAAUCCACACCGGAGAGAAGCCUUACGAAUGUUGUGAGUGUGGAAAAGCUUUUUGCCAGAAGUCAGCUCUAAUUACACAUCAGAGAAUUCACACAGGGGAGAAACCUUAUGAAUGUAGUGAGUGCGAUAAAGUCUUUUGUGACAAGUCUGAUCUCAUUAGACACCAAAGAACUCAUACAGGGUUCAAGCCUUAUGCAUGUAAUGAGUGUGGAAAAGCCUUUUAUCGGAGGACAACUCUCUUUAGGCAUCAGAGAGUCCACACAGGGGAGAAGCCUUAUUAAUGUAAUGAGUGAGGAAA
This is a messenger RNA of Ochotona princeps (American pika), 2330 nucleotides long. RefSeq names its product zinc finger protein 883-like. NCBI's taxonomy places the organism in Eukaryota, Metazoa, Chordata, Mammalia, Lagomorpha, Ochotonidae. Gene Ontology annotation, biological process: regulation of DNA-templated transcription. The transcript has 5 exons. The record is from RefSeq and is a predicted model, not a curated record. The coding region runs from base 208 to 2313 and encodes 701 amino acids.